AUGACGGCUCGAUGUGCGGGCAGAGCUUUACCAGCCAAUUUAGCUCCGCACCCAUAUCAGAAACCACCACUAAGGCACCAGUCAGGAGCCUGGCCCGAUAAUCUGAUCCCUCAGUGCAAAAGCUACAAGGGCCAAAAUCAACCCUCGGUCUGGAGGAAGGACAGCACAACUAAUACGCUAUUUCCGCCUGUCCUACGCACAAGACCCGUAGGUAACCGUGCGCCCACAGAUGGUCUGCCUACUUUCAGUGAAGCGAAGUCCAGUGGUUCUAAUCAAUCUUCCCCCAAGACACCAUCUAGUGAGAUCUCGGAGAACGGUGAACUCAUUAUCUAUCCCGGUGAGGUCUACUGCCGUGUUUCUGCCUGCACGAACAGAGUACAAGUAGUUCCCUAA
This is a messenger RNA of Aspergillus terreus NIH2624, 393 nucleotides long. RefSeq lists its product as uncharacterized. Lineage: Eukaryota; Fungi; Ascomycota; Eurotiomycetes; Eurotiales; Aspergillaceae. The coding region runs from base 1 to 393 and encodes 130 amino acids. The record is from RefSeq and is a predicted model, not a curated record. The transcript is spliced from 3 exons.